Anoplopoma fimbria (sablefish) is the source of this 2343-nucleotide messenger RNA. RefSeq names its product CARD- and ANK-containing Inflammasome Adaptor Protein (gene caiap). Gene Ontology annotation, molecular function: protein binding. Lineage: Eukaryota; Metazoa; Chordata; Actinopteri; Perciformes; Anoplopomatidae. Gene Ontology annotation, biological process: regulation of apoptotic process. The record is from RefSeq and is a predicted model, not a curated record. The coding region runs from base 1 to 2343 and encodes 780 amino acids. The transcript is spliced from 4 exons.
AUGUUGAAUAUACUGAAGAGUUUUGAUGCUCAAGCGGCGUCAACCUACAUAAACCCCUAUGCUGUGGACGUAAUCCGGGCGAAGAGGAGGGAUCUAGUUUACGGGAUCUCACACACCGAAGAUCUACUGGAUCUUCUGGUCACGGAGGGCGUCAUGACGGCAGCAAAGAGAUCCAUCGUCUUGACCAUCGGGACUCGUAAAGAUCAAAACUCCAGGGUCCUGGACCACCUGGAGGCCCGAGGUGAAAGGGCGUGUCGGAUAUUCUUCCACCCGUGUCUCAUGCUGGCAGAACCCGACCUCUACCAGCGAAUCAAGACGUACGCCGGUGGUGUGAAUGAACGUAUCCGAGAUGCCAGGAGACAGCUGAUUGGAUAUUUGCUGGAGAGAGACCAGAAGAGGAUGGAUGAAACUUCUGAUAGGAUUGUCUCUCAGAAGUCUUGUUCUGUAUCUGCAACCAAGGAAAUAAAGAAAUCCAUAAGCCCUAAAAAGGAAGAAACAAGAAUGCAACUUUUAAAAUCAGAGGAGCAUAAACCAGAUCAAAGUAAACCAGAAGAUCUGAUCCACAUGAUCGCUUCAGACGGGGAAGUAGUUCUGCUGGAGGAGCUGUUAAAGGACACCGAUAUAAACUCUGUCAAUUCCUCCAACGAGACUCUUUUACAUGUGGCUGCUGAGCGGGGUCACCUGGCCGUCAUCGAGCUCCUGAUCCGUAAAGGAGCCAGACUGGACCUGCAGGAUAAUAAAGGUCACACGGCUCUUCACAGGGCAGCCAGCAGGGGUCACAGCGGGACAGUCGGGGCCCUCGUGCAGGCCGGGGCCCCCAUCUACGCUCUGGAUCUGCAAGGCAAAACUCCCGUUCACCUGGCAGCGGACAACGAGCAUCGGAGUUGUGUGGAAGUCCUGGUGAUGGCGGAGGCCAAGCAGUCCGAGAGCCAUGUUUCUCAGGACUUGUUUCUCCACAUGGCGGCUGUUGGAGAUGACUGGAGGCUGGCCGAGUCUCUGCUGCAGAGCGGCGCCGCCAUCAACGCCAGAAAUAAACAUGAAAAAACAGCUCUGUUUUAUGCCGUCUCCAGGAACAAUGAGAAGACGGCGACUGUCCUUCUAAACGCAGGAGCUGAAGUUGACUAUGAUGUUAUAAGUGAAGCUGUUAAGCUCAAUGAUGAAUCAGUUCUCCACCUGCUUAUCGAUAAUCCCGGAGGAGCUCUGAGUGCAGAGGCCCUGGGUUCUGUUCUCUUCUCAGCUGUUCAACAGAACCAUGAUGGAGUGGUAACCGCUCUCAUAGACAGAGGAGUGAAUGUGAACAUGUUAGACCAACAGGGCUACACUCCUCUCCUUCUGUCAGCUGAGCUGGGGCACACUGAGGUCUUCAGAGCUCUAGUAGCAAAACAGGCCAAACUGGAUGCUACUUUAUCCGACCUCUCCUCAGCGUUGCACCUGGCCGUCCUCAGCGGCAGUGCGCCCAUAGUUCAGACGCUGCUGGAUAAAGGAUUGGACCCCAACAUUACUGGACCUAAAGCCCAAACCCCUCUACACCUGGCAGCUCAGUGCAACAGGCCAGAAUUAGUCGAUCUGCUGUUAAGAGCUGGAGCUCAGGUAGAUGCAGUAGCCCAGGACGGACUGACCCCUCUGCAUCUAGCCAGUCAGCAGGGCCAUGCAGACCCAGUGAUCCGGCUUCUUCAGGGUGGAGCAGACCCAGGAGUCAAAGACAGACUGGGGAGGACAGCCUUGCACUGGGCGGCCUCUUCCCACAAAGGAGGCCGUGUGGUGGACCUGCUGCUGUCGGCCAAUGCCAACCCAAACACCACUGAUAACGAGAAGAAAGUUCCCCUCCACCUGGCCGCCAUGGAGGGGAACGUAGAUGCCGUGACCUCUCUGUUGUCCCGCAAGGCAAAGGGAGGCGCUAAAGACAUGGAUGGCUCCACAGCUCUCCAUCACGCUGCAGCGUCCGGGCACACCGGCGUGGUUUCAGCUCUUCUGCACUUACUCAACAACAAAGGGUUGGAGGAGAGGAACACAUGGAGGAGAACGCCGCUUCAUGCUGCAGCUGAGAGGGGCCACGACGGUGUGGCGGCGCUGCUCCUGGAGGCCGGGGCAAAGAUCAACAGCACGGAUCACAGCAAAGACACUCCUCUGCACUUUGCUGCACGAGGCGGACGCCAGGAGGUGGUGAAGAGGCUCGUUAACUGGGGCCAAACUGGGAACAUUGGGCGGCAGCAGAAGAAGGCGAAUCUGCAGGCGACCAAUAAUGUGGGGAAGACACCUCUGCAGGUGGCAGAGAGUGGAGGCACACCUGAACAUGAGAGCAUUGCUACUUUCCUCAUGAGAAAGAUGUUUCUUAUCAAAUAA